Molecule: messenger RNA, 4450 nt
Organism: Saccostrea echinata
Lineage: Eukaryota; Metazoa; Mollusca; Bivalvia; Ostreida; Ostreidae
Product: large proline-rich protein BAG6-like
Exons: 25
Coding region: 115-4113 (1332 amino acids)
Cellular component (GO): BAT3 complex
Molecular function (GO): misfolded protein binding; polyubiquitin modification-dependent protein binding
Source: RefSeq, a predicted model, not a curated record
AUGGCGAUUUCCAGUACCCCAAACUGACUUGACUCAGCACAGAAAAUUUCCGUCUGUUUCACUUUGUGUCGGUGUAUUGGAAAUACUCAGUGUAGAGUAGAAUAAUAAAUAAAAAUGAUAGAUGUAACAGUGAAAACUCUGGACUCUCAGAAUAAGAGUUUCAGUGUCGAAGAAGAGAUGACUGUACGCCAGUUUAAAGAGAAAAUAGCUGACUCAAUUAAUAUUUCUGCAGACACACAAAGGUUGAUUUUCCAAGGAAGGGUUAUGCAAGAUGAAAAGCUUUUGAAAGACUACAAUGUACAUGGAAAAGUGAUACACGUUGUUCACAGAAUGCCACCAAGUUCUAGACCCCCAAGUUCAUCACCUGGAGGUGCGACAUCCUCCCACCGGCCUCCUGGGGGUAGAGAUCUGAACAGUUUUGUCAUUGGAUCAGUGUCUGUCCCCUCUGAUGCAGUGGACACAGAUGAAAUCCAAAACAUUGUACAAGAUGCCAUCAGUGGAAUGGGGGAUAUGGGAAGAAAUGCCAGAGUGUCUACCAGAACAUCAAAUGAUGGAUCAUCAGUAGAUGUACAUAUACAUUUGGGUCAAGGUCAAGGUCAGGUAGAGAGUGAAUCACAGCAAAGGAUUAACCAUGCCAGACAGAUGUUACGAAUAGCUCAAGAAAAUCUGCAAACACUGGAGAAUCGUCAGAGAGGAAGUGAAAGAACAGAUGCUUCAGAAUCAUCGGCAUCAAAUGGCUCUAAUGCCACACCACAGAGACCAGAUCCACCCCAGCAAUCAACUGAAGAGAAUAAUGAUGUUGCCAUGGAAAGUGAAGAAUCACAGUCAUCCAGCCAAUCACAGCCACAAGCAAAUCAAAACAACAGCCAAUCACAACAGUCAAGUCAGGAGGGGACGGGAUCCUCUCAAAGUGGAGCCACACCAGAACAACCCAGGAUGGUUCGCCCUCGUAUAUCAGCUUUGGGAGAGGUACUGAAUGAAGUUCAUGAAAUAAAUCGGCGAUUCCAACCCUUCCUUGAACAGUAUCAACGACUUCUGCUGGAUGAUCCUGAAUUGUCAGAACAGGAAGUACAGGAAAAUACCCAGCUUUGUAACUUAGUAGGGGAAAUAACUCAUGCGAUCAGUCACUGUUACCACAAUUUGAGUGAUUUGAUGAUAGAUCUAAAUCAAGCUCGACCUCGACACUUAUAUGCUGCAUUUAUCUCCCCUCCUGUCCAGACAACCCUCAUACAUCAGCAAACUAUACCAGUACACAUCAAUGCGUCUCCUCGUCAGAGUCCAAGAGCUGGAAGAAGAAAUACUGGAACUCAGUCAACUGUGUCCACCUCAUCAAGUUCUACAUCCACCCCUACACCACCCACAAAUGCUGCUGGAUCUCAGACAGAAAGAACUAGCACCCAAUCCACAGGGACAAGUACAGGGCCCACUUUUACAGCUGGGGUGCCCCAAGCUGGUGCCACAGGGAACCCACCUGAGGGCUCAGAACCUUUGUUCCAAAUGAUUGACAUGGGCCCAGAUUCUGUAACAGAGAUUUCUGCUCACGUCAUUACGACGGAGAGGGAUAUGCCAACAGGUUCUAUACAAGUACCAGCAGCCUCCUCUUCUGGUGGCAGCAUGCCAGCCAUACCUCCUGAUUUGAUCCAGAACAUCGUAUCCUCAGUGAUGAUGGGGACUAUAGACCCAUCUGGAAGAGUGCAAGUAAAUCUGCCUGGAUCUAGAACCUAUGCUGAAGCUGCCACAUCUACCCCAGUAACAGCAGUUCCCAGCAAUACAUCAACAUCAGAAACUAAUUCAAGCUCUACACAGACAAACCCUGGACAGACAAACUCUUCAGAGACCCAGACUGCUGCCUCCGUUACAAACACUUCUGGCACCCAGACUCGUCCUCGUGCUGCAGCAUUUGUAGUGCCUGGUUUACCAGGUGGAUUACCCCCGGGACUUCCUGGUAUACCUGGCAUAGGAGGGAUGGGGGGAAUGCGAGGAGGGGUGGAUCCAUACUUACCCUGCUCUUCACGACAUUUCCUCAGACAACAAGUCAGAAAUGCUGCUGGACAAGGAGCUCAAGUACAGAUAAGCAUGCCAAAUCUAAUGGCAAAUGUAAUGGGUCAACUACAAAGCCAGCAGAGUGGACCCAGAACAACAGGAACAGCUAGUGCCAUGCCCAGCUCAGCACCCAGAACAGCAACAAGCACUUCUUCUACCGGAGGGUCAGCACCAUCAGCCCGAGUGGCAACAACCUCCACAGGAUCUUCUACAUCCACAUCAGGUUCCUCAUCAUCAUCUGGAAUUCCUCCUAACUUCCAAUUUGCCCAGUUUCCUGGUGGACCAGGGAUCCCCAGUGUCUCUAUACAGAUGGGAGGUUUGCCAGCAGGAAUUCCAUUUCCACCAGGCAUGUUUGGAGCAGGGCAGAUAGGAAAUAUGCUAGGAAAUAUGAUGGGAGGUUUAGGAAUGAUGAGGCCAGGCGCUCCACCAGGUGCCCCUGCCACAGGAACAAGAGCACCCCCAAGCAACAGACCCCCACCUCAGCCCCAGGGAAGUACAAGUACUCCUGCUGGAGGUCCACAGACAGGGGGAGGAGGACAACAGGGAGAACCUGUGUUUGUUCAAAUGCUGAGGUCAAUGCUGGCAGGAGCUCAACAGCAAUCUGGCUCCCCCACCACCCCUUCUACUACAGCCUCCACCCCUGUUGGAUCCACCUCCACAAGCAGCACCUCCUCCUCAGCUUCCUCUAGCACCACAGAACCAGUGAUGACUGAUGAUGUGUUUGCUUCCUUGGUUCAGGGAAUUAGCGGGAUUGUAACCAGAACAGCACUAGGACAAGGUCCCCCAGAGACCAUCUCUACUUUCCUAUCAAGCCUGGGAGAAAAUCACCAGAUUGUGCCGGGAGAGGCAGGUUUCAUUCACGAUGUUUUCAAUGUGGUAUCCAAUCACCUGACCUUCCCACAUCUAAUCCAAGUAUUUUAUGGAUCGGGUCAGCCUCUUGAUCAGCUGAGGGGACCACUACAGCAGUUCUUCCGAGAUAGGAUACUGAAUGGUCGGGAGGCGAGUGCUGAGAACAUAGUCCAGGCUGUAGAUACUCUUGUUAAUGAUAUGCAGGAGGAACUUACAGAAACUGCUAAUGUUUCAGAAGUAAAACCACAGAUCAAUCUAGUUGAGACAUGGAAUAAUUUUUUCAGAACACAGUUAAUAAGCAUCAUUACAUUCAUUAUGAGAGCGGAAUCUGAUGGAGGAUUUGGUCAGGAGUUGUACAAUAGAAUGAGAAUGGCGCUCUCCCUGCUGAUAAUUCUGACUCAGCACUGUUUAACCGGAGGCAUGGCAGGUCUCCAGGCCCUUAUACAAAAUCGUCUGCAAUACAUCACACGAGGUGUGAAUCCCAUGAUUCAACAGUGGAUGAUAACUGUGACUACACAACAGUUAAAUCAAUUCCUGCCAACAAUUACAGUAACUGAGACUGACAUUACAACUUACCUGGUCCUGAAAAAAGAAAAGAAGGCGGAGGAGGCUGCCAAACUGUCUCCCAUGGACACCACCUCUCCUGGGGCCUCACAGCCAGAGGCAGGCGAGAGCAAGCAGAUGGAUGUAGAUAUGUCUAAGCCAGAGGAAGCAGCUGCCCAACCCAGCACUAGCCGACUGGUGAAUGGCAAUAACUCCAGUAACAAGAAGCCUCUGACUACCCCCAAACCAGAGCCAGCUGGGGCUGCCAUGAGCUCAGAGGGCUGGGAUAGAGAAGUCCCUGCAGAAUGGGUGCCAGUGAUAAAUGGUGAUGUUCAAAAACAAAAGCAACAGAGACACCAGCCUCCAUUUAGUGAUGCCUACUUGAAUGGAAUGCCCCCAAAACGUAGAAGACUCAUGACACAAGACAGACCUGGAGACCUUGCCAAUACUCCGCAGUCCUUAACAGAUCAGCUGACUGAAGCAGUGAGGGUUGCGGGGGUGGAGCCUAUCAGUAGCAUGGAGAACCUGAGGACAGAGGCUAGUACCGACACAGAGCUACAGUCAGCAUAUGAGGAACAAGUUCAUAAUGCUAUAUCUCACAGAGUGUCUCAUGAUACGGACUACAACAAAGAUCGAUUCCCAAACACGGAAUCUUACUUUAACAAUGAUGAUGAUUAGUUCAGCUUCUAACUAAAACUUAACACCCCAGAGUAAGCUGUGUUAUGUUCAUAAAUACAUCGGUGUUUGUUCUAUUUACAUCAUCACAGUCAUUUCGUGGAUUUCAGAAGAGUUAAGUUGGCAGCUUCUACACACUGACAAGUACAAAACAUAAUGAUGUGUAUUAAGUGUGGUGAUUUUUGCCAUGGAAUGAUUUGCUAAUAGAAAACUUUUACUGCAUAGAACUUGUUAAAUUUUAAUUGAUGACCAAAAUAAUGGAACUUUCUGUUGUCAUAUUUUAUUGGAAUGUCCUGGAAUAUACAGACAUUGUACUCUGAUUAAUUUUAUUUAUUUUAAA